This is a messenger RNA of Suillus clintonianus, 816 nucleotides long. RefSeq names its product phosphatidylethanolamine-binding protein. The record is from RefSeq and is a predicted model, not a curated record. Lineage: Eukaryota; Fungi; Basidiomycota; Agaricomycetes; Boletales; Suillaceae. The coding region runs from base 1 to 816 and encodes 271 amino acids. The transcript is spliced from 6 exons.
AUGAUACCUUCCGCUGGACGCAUGAUUUUCUCUUUUCUGUUUCUCGUUACGUUUCACGUGCAUACAGCUCAGUCCGACAACACGGCUUUAGGAAUAGAAAUAAUCCGCGCUCACUUUCAGGGGGCUGGUUUGGUGCCAUCCCUGUUGGCGAACUUCACUCCUUCUGCGCUUCUAACCGCAACGUACGGCGGUGUUGGGAUCGUGACCCCAGGUCAACUUCUUUCAAAAUCUCAGACGCAAACUGCUCCAAACCUGACUAUCACGCCCGCCAACAUUACAACCUUGUUGAAUGGGAAGUACACUGUUGUGAUGGUGGAUGCCUGGGCUCCAGGGUAUAAUGACCCGCGGGGUCAGAUUUGUCACUGGGUUGUCAACGGGGUAACCAUACAAGACCACUCUGUAUCAACGCGCGGAAGUGUGGAGGUAGAACAGUACAGGGGUCCAACACCACCAUCCGGGAGUGGGGCACAUCGUUAUGUUAUCUUACUAUACGCUCAACAGUUCCCAACCGUCCCUCCGCCGCAGGGGUUCCCUAUCCAAAGCAAUGAUCCAGGAUUUUGCCGCCUCGCGGAUUAUGUCAAGGUCUCAAACAUUGGACCACUUAUUGCAGGAACCUACUUCACGGUCGAGGAAGGGACGGCUACUUUUACACCCUCUCCUACGUCUCCCGUUGUGACAUCCACUCUCCUGGCUUCGGGGUCCAGUGAUCCGUCAAAAUCUGCUAGCACAGAUGUUCAGCACAAUGGCGCAUUCUCGUCAUCAAGCAAUUACUUGACCAUUUUUCUCGCACCCUUUUUGUGGCUUGUAGCGUUGUAG